GUUCACUUAACAUUUUAUUUCGCAAUUAACUCAAACUAUGCUGGCCAUACUUUCUAUCAUUCUGACAACGGGGUUUACUCAACAUCUACGACUCUCAAAAUGCCACUUACGCACUCGGCGAUCUCGUUGAUUGUUAAAGGUGUGAACCUCCAUGUCUCAAUAAUCUACGAACUACACGACCGCCCCCCAUUACUCUUCCUCCAUGGAUUCGGCUCUUGCAAGGAGGAUCUUGUAGACGUUACGGUCAAUCCAGCCCUUCAGCACUAUGGGUAUAUUGCAUUCGACGCGCCGGGUUGUGGUCAUUCCGAAGUUGACGAUCUUUCUUCUGUCAAUAUACCUUUCCUUGUUGCAACAGCAGAAGCCGUCCUCUCGCACCUCCAGAUCGAUCGGUUUCAUCUUAUUGGCCAUUCCAUGGGCGGACUCACCGCGCUUCUCCUUGCGCACAACAAUCCCGGUCAAGUUUUAAGCUUCGUGGAUAUCAAGGGCAACCUCGCACCUGAGGACUGCUUCCUAAGUCGUCAAAUUAUUACCUUUCCAUCCAAUAACCCGGAGGAAUUCCUGAAAGCUUUUAUUGAUCGAACCUAUCAAACAAAAUCAUACUCCAAUGCUCUGUAUGCUAGCACCUUGCGUAAUCGAGUUCGUGCUGGCGCUGUACGCCCGAUCUUCGAGUCGAUGGUACAACUGUCGGAUGGAGAGGAUCUGUUAGGAAUGUUUCUGGGACUUACAUGCCCCAAGAUGUUCAUGUUUGGCGAAGAAAACCGUGGACUAUCAUAUCUGGGACGAUUACAGAAGGAAGGUGUUGAACUUGCUCAAAUUCCACAGUCUGGCCACUUCCCCAUGUAUUCUAACCCUGUUGAUAUGUAUCGACAAAUUGCUCAAUUCUUGCAAAGUUCCGAUCGCGACACGCGUUUGGAACCUGCCAACUAGCAUGAAUACUUCCAAGAGAAGACAUUGAGAAGCAACUUCCCUAUCUAUACAUUUUCGGAAGUCAAAAGAUAGCAUGCAUGAGAAGAAUUUUAAAAAAUUCUCGCUUCGCUACCACAUCCCUGUAACUCAG
Molecule: messenger RNA, 1057 nt
Organism: Aaosphaeria arxii CBS 175.79
Lineage: Eukaryota; Fungi; Ascomycota; Dothideomycetes; Pleosporales
Product: alpha/beta-hydrolase
Exons: 1
Coding region: 100-927 (275 amino acids)
Source: RefSeq, a predicted model, not a curated record